UGUGAAUGAGAGAAACCAAGGGGGUCACCGACAUCACUACAAGUAGCUCCCCCCCCCCCAUAUUAACGGACUGUAUUAAUGUGAUCGCGGUCUCAUUGUUCCACGUCCUGUGAGUGUGCAGUAACGGGUGUCAGCCAUUCACAUUGCCCUCAGUAAAGAUGGCGGAAUCCCAGCAGCCAUUUAUCCUCCUACGGUGAGCAACAGCCUCAGCCAACGCCAUGAGCUCCUCCCCGGCCAGCCCUUCCUCAGUAAACAUGGCAUUCCCGGGGCAGGCCACGCCCACUCCUGGCUGUCCGCAGUCCUGAGCAUGGGCUCUGCCAGGAAUGGAUACCGCGAGCGGCUGGUCCUGGCGGUGGAUGUGGGCAGCACUGUCCUGCGGUGCCAUGUGUACAACCCGGCGGGCCAGAUCGUGGGCAGCGCUGAGGAUAAGGUAAAGGGGUGUGACAGGGACCCUAAUAUUGUGUGAUAGGGGGGGACACACACAUACAUUAUAUUAUCUGCAUGUACACCACUGAUAAUACUGUGUGCCUGGGGGUGCUGAGACUGGCAUUCCAGGUGACACUGCUAUAGCAACAUGUGAUGGAAAACAGGUGGGCACAGACACUAACCUGCCCGGGUCACAGGUACUUACCUGUAUGGCAGUGUGAAUGCGGUAUAAUGAUGGGAUAGGGGCAAAGAGACUAAUCUGCCCGGGUCACAGGAACUUACCUGUAUGGCAGUGUGAAUGCGGUAUAAUGAUGGGAUAGGGGCAAAGAGACUAAUCUGCCCGGGUCACAGGUACUUACCUGUAUGGCAGUGUGAAUGCGGUAUAAUGAUGGGAUAGGGGCACAGAGACUAACCUGCCCGGGUCACAGGUACUUACCUGUAUGGCAGUGUGAAUGCGGUAUAAUGAUGGGAUAGGGGCAAAGAGACUAACUGCCCGGGUCACAGGUACUUACCUGUAUGGCAGUGUGAAUGCGGUAUAAUGAUGGGAUAGGGGCACAGAGACUAACCUGCCCGGGUCACAGGUACUUACCUGUAUGGCAGUGUGAAUGCGGUAUAAUGAUGGGAUAGGGGCACAGACACUAACCUGUCCGGGUCACAGGAACUUACCUGUAUGGCAGUGUGAAUGCGGUAUAAUGAUGGGAUAGGGGCACAGACACUAACCUGUCCGGGUCACAGGAACUUAACUGUAUGACAGUGUGAAUGUGGUAUAAUGAUGGGAUAGGGGCACAGACACUAACCUGCCCGGGUCACAGGUACUUACCUGUAUGACAGUGUGAAUGUGGUAUAAUGAUGGGAUAGGGGCACAGAGACUAACCUGCCCAGGUAACAGGUACUUACCUGUAUGACAGUGUGAAUGCAGUAUAAAGUUAGGAAAGGGGCACAGAGUCUAACCUUCCCAGUUGAUUGGAGCCGUUACACCUACCUUGUGAAAGCAAUAUAGGGUUCAGUUGACACAGGGUCAUCCACUUCAGAAAGAAUUGCACCUGUCAGGCAAAAUAGUUGAAAUUGAGGUGAGAAAAAUCAUCUCUAACAAUGCUUUACCUGCAUAGUUCUUUUGACGUGCAAUUCCAUUUGACAAUUCUCCACAAUUCUCAUUUUGGUUAUUAAACCCCAUAAGAGCACAGUUUAUUGAUAGGGGAAUUACAGAAAGUCACCUGCCUAUAUACCUAAUACAAAGUAGACAGGAUGCUGAGCAUGUUAACUGGAUCAGGUGACAGUAUCGCUAAUAUGGAAAUAGAAUGAACACCAUCCUGAUUAUUUGCUAAUAUAUGCAUUGAUGAGAUAUAUAUUUGCAUAUAUAUGCAUUGAUGAGAUAUAUAUUUGCUAAUAUAUGCAUUGAUGCAUUAAUUUCCAAUUUUAGACCAAAGUAGUCAUGUUAGAAGCAUUCUCCAAGUCAGUUGUCUUUACAUUUCGGUCUAAGAUUUGAAAUUCACAUUGCAUUCCAGAUAAAUCAUACUUCAUAAUCCUUCUUAUAAUGUGGAUUAAGGUGUGUCCAGGUAAUAACCAGGUAACAUGAUAUGAACAAUUAAUAGACCGGAGGAUAAUAUGACAGAUCACUGUUGGAUUACAGGGACUGGUUGGAAAAGGUGUCUGGUGCUCUAAUGGCCAGAUCAUAUGAAUAAAGUGUAAUGAAAAGUAGUAGGCUAAGUGCAGAUGAUGAACCUACUGGGACAGAAGUGCAAAGAACAAACUGGACCCUGCAGUAAACCAGAGAGGCUUAUUAGUGGAAUGGGUUGUUUUUUAUUUCCUUGUUAUAGGAGUGAACACUGAUUUUAAACUCUGGACCUUGUACAUUUGCUAUUGACCAGACACUUGAUCAAAGCCUAACUGAUAGUGAUUGUUACUUGCUGACAUGUUGGUCCGGGAGGUAAAUCCAGGGCACAUACACUAUACAGCAUUUGAUUUUAACAGAACUGGUGUCACUGUAUAGCAGAGCUACAAAUUUACUUUCUGGGAAUUCAAAGUGAAUUUUAAAUUUUUAUUCCAGAAUUGCCCAAAUAUUUUCCUAAUCAGCAAUAUUCUCAGUUAGGUUAUUUGGUCUGAAAUUUGAAAUAAACUUGUGAAUUCUUGCCAAUUCACUCUUUAGUAAAUAACCCUUUUCGAUUUAUUAAAUAGUCUGUAAAUUGUCAGGUAAUCAGUAGGUAGUUCUCCGUCUGUGAGGUAAUAAUGGGACAUAAUGAUCUGCAGUCGUUUGUGUCCGUGACUUGCGGAGCAUUAUGAAGUUAUAGUCCCACAACAGUUGGAAAGCUAGCUACCUACCAUGAUACUCUGUGAUUUGUAAAAAGUUAAUUUUAAUCAGGUACUUGACAAAAUCAAGAUGUGAACAAAGCCUGACACAAGUGAACUCACAAUCUAAGAUUUCAGGUCAUUAAAGGAACACUGCAUUGAAAAUUUAUAUUUUGUAAUAAUUUGGUAGAUACCGCAAAGAAAACAUACAGGUAUUUUUAUUCUGUAUGUUUUUCUUGGGGGUGUGGGGUGGAGGUUAUAUCUAAAAUAGCUUGCAAAAGCUGCAAACCUGCUGUCUGCAUCAUUUGCAAGCUCUCCCCUUUUUCAUCAGGGAAUACUCCAAUCAGAGACUUCUAAUUGAUCAUUGGUUUUCUUUAUUACUGUACAACUCAUUGAGAAGGGGGAAAGCAGGAGCCUGCUAGGUGAGGAACUAACAUAAAAUUAAGAAAACCUCUCUGGCUGUCUGACGGGAAGCGUUUCCGUCCCUAGUUAUAAAAGUACUGAUUUCUGUUGCAAUCGUCCGUUUUGCCAGCCAAAGUGCUUCAUGUUUUGUGAAGUGUUCUUUAAAAUUACAAUUUGGUACAAUUUCAUUUCAAUUUAGAAAGGUAUGUUUGUUUUCUUCAAUUUAAAGGAUAACUAUCAUCUGAAUUGCUUUAAUGUAUUUUUGCUAAAUUUCCUAUCGUAGAUCAGGCCUUCAAUAAGAAAUUAAGACUUUUAAUUGAGUUUUAGAUUUUUAUUUUUUUAAUAUAUAGCAGGAAAAUAUGCCUUCUUCAGUGAGUUUAAUUGCACAAUUUAUCUAAGGUUAGGUUUUCAUUCUGGCAAUGAGAGGAGAAUCUGAUCGCCUUAGCCAAGUAAAAGCGCCAAGAACAGUCCCCUCCAUUGUCCCCAGCUAUUAUACUGGUCGCUUUUUGUGUAGGAUUGUUGCUUGGCAUGUUCUGAUGAAAUCUGAGCUUUUUCCUUGCCAUACAAAGCUAUGUGUUCUGCCCAAAAUCAUAUGUCACUUUGAACUUGAAUGCACCCCCUUUCAGAGAGGUCCUUGUCAUCUGACACCAAAGGGGAUUUCAAUUUAUGUUUUUUUGUUUUGUUUUUUUCUUACCCUAAGGCAUGUUCCCGGUUGAAUUUAUGUUAUAUCUCAGAGUGCCCGUGGCAUUUGGGUUGCCUUACAACAGAUGUGUGCAGAUCCAGUGUCCAAGCUGCAGAGGCUCAAGCGUUGUAGUAAAUCUUAAUUUCUGUGCAUACUUUAUCUUUUCGAGAGCAUGUUUUUUACGUGUUUUUUUUUUUUUUUUGUGCUAUGCUGAAUAACCUUGAUUAUUUUUUUUUUCUUCUCUAAAGCAGUAUUUGUACACAGAGAUAAUGCUGCCUUGAAUCUAAUCACUGUUUUAUAAAUGGCAAUUAAUUUCCCUCCGCCCCUUGUCAGCUCAUAGGGAGCAAUAUGAAGUCAAGUAGUGGUGUGAGUAGAUAAUAGCACUGAUAGCCCUGAGUAUAGAGAACUUUACCCCCUCUCUUCCGAUGAUUUGCCAGCCCUAAGAGGCCAUUAUGUGUGGUGAAGGUGAAGAGGUAAUAUUCUGUGUGUUUUUUCUAGCAGGUAUUGUGUGUAUUAGAACCUCACCCACUUUGCAAAAUAUUCUUUGCUUGUGACUUCCAGGAAUCAAGUUCCCCUUACUGCCCAUAAAUCGUUAUUUAGCAAUACUAUAAUGAAAUGUAAAGACUGCUAUACAAGUCAGAUGAUGCUAUUGUCGGAAUCCUUGUGAAUAAAAAAACUUUCUUUCUUCCCUUCCUAUGGAGCUGUAUUAUCUGCAAGUUUCCAAUCAACCACUUUUUUUGGUUCCAAUUUAUUUCUGUGUAAAGUGCAUUCCUUCAAAAUAUCCAAUAAAAAUUAUCCGAAUCACUGAAACAAUUAUGUGCGAAACACACUUAAACUGCUUCAAAAUACAGUAAAAAAUAUAUUUAUACACAAUUCAAUAUAUUUAAAGUGUCGGUUUCACAUAAAGUCCUUAAAACUAAAGUGCCAACAUAAAACACAAAAUUUGUUGGAAAGAUAUACUAAAUGUCAAAUUAUAAAUUAAAUGUAUCUAAAUCAGUCACUUUGAUUAAAAAUAUAAGUAAUACCAUUAUCAAAGAUUUUAAGGAGAAAUAUAAUUUCACUUGGACAACAAACACAUUUAAAUAUCUAGGAGUAACAGUUUCAGCCGAGAUAGAGAAUAUGAUGGAAAUAAAUGUUCUUAAGCCCAUUAAGAUAUACCAACAAGUCUUUAAAAGAAUGGUGAAUGUUAGAAUCUUCCUGGACAGGCAGGAUCAAUACGAUAAAUGCUUACAUUAUCCCAAAAUGGUCCUACUUGUUCAGGAUGUUACCAUUUAGAAUGCCAGAGAGUUGGUUAAGUAUGAUACAAUCUAGCUUCCAGGCAUAUAUAUGGAAUGGUAAAAUCCACAGAAUGAGCUCUAUGGUUCUGUCGGGGAGAUAUAAACAAGGGGGGUUAAAUUAUCCAGAUAUAAAACGGUUAUUCUGCCAACAUGAUUGGACAUGUUUUUGAGUUACAAGCCAAUACAUCAAAAAAUGAAAUAUGGUAUAUAAUGGAAUCAGAAUCAGUAGGAAUAGACAGACUUGAAUUCUAUCUAUAUAUUGUGUACAGUUUACUGCAUUCUCUGUGAUGAAUAGCUACAGCAAAGAGUUUAUUGAAACCAAAACAGAACAAUGGAAUAAAGCAAUAUAAUAAACCAAUGUUGUAGCAGAGUAGCAUAGAUUUCCUAUCAGCAGCCGCUCUGAUUUUCAUUGUGUCGUGUACCUAGUCUUGGAGUUACAAUAUAAAUUUGCAUGCUGUGUUGCCAUUGUCCAGAGUACCUUAUUUCUGGUUGCCUGGGUAACAGAUGUCCUUCAAGUUUAAGCACCUUUCAUUGUGACUACAUUUAUACAAAGUGAGUUUUUUUGUAUGUAUAUAAGCGUAUGGGUUGUUUGUUUAUUUUUAUACUCAUUUGUUUAUAUAUGUACAAACUGCAUCAGAAUCAAGCAAUCAAAAAUUAUUUUUAAAAAGCUAUGAUGGUUUUAAAAACACCAAUUUAAAGUGGCUUUAUCAUUUUGCAGAUUUUGCCAUUAAACUGACCUUGAGUGGAAACCUUCUGUGUUUCGUGACUUGACAUUUGUAAUUUUGCCUGCCCUGGCUCUUAAAAGGUUGUGAUAGUCAUUUUAGGGUAAAAGCAAGAGGGGUUCCAAAGGGAAAGUGGGCUAAGCGUUUCCUGUUUAUUUAAACAUAUUUUUUUUUCCCACUCUAUUCAGAUUAAUGUGCUGUAUCCUCGUCAUGGAUGUGUGGAGUUAGACCAUGAAAUAUUAUGGCAACAAUUUGUUGCUGUAGUGAAGGAAGCUAUCAAAGGUAAUUAUAGAAUGCGGUCAAUCAUUUAUGCCGAACUACAAUACUGGUUCAUGUGUACCAGUCUGAGUCCCCGUGUGAUUUACAUCCAAUGUUUGUUCACAGAUGCUGGAAUCCAGAUCAACCAGGUGGCCAGUCUUGGAAUUUCAACCCAGAGAGCAACAUUCAUCAACUGGAAUAAGUAAGUUGUCAAAAAUCUGUGUCUGUUAUGUUUUAGUGAACAAACUCAUUGCUUGUCUUGUUUUCUACUUAACUCUCCGUGUCAUUUACAAAUUCUGCUUUUCAUACAAAGGAGAGGGCAAUCCGCAUGUGACUUUUUUUUACUGCUGUUGUCUAAGUACAUGAGAUGUAAGUUUGGCAUUCCUCUUGGUAAGAAACCUGUACCCUUCUGUUUUUUACUAUUGCUAUGUGUUGCAUUUAGGACUUUCUCUUAUGUGAGUAUACAUUUAAUGGCCACUUUAAUAGGUGCACAUGUUUAUUAAUGUGAAUGGAGAAAUCACAGGGCUAAAAUAAUCUAGGAGAGGGGGUAGGCAGCCUUUGGCACUCCAGAUGUUGUGCACCACAUCCCCCAUAAUGCUCUUACACCCAUAAUGCUGGCAAAGCAUCACGGGAGGUGUAGUCCAAAACAUCUGCAGUGCCGAAAGGUUACCUAUUUUAUUUAAUCUAGGAUUACAGAGAAUGUUAUAAUCCUACCAUGUGUAGCUGUUUGGGUAAAAAUGCCUUAUUGAUAGGAGACAUCACCAGAAUAUGGCCAGGUUUUAAGGUGACGUGUCUUAAAUGCUUAACCAUUCUUUACAAGAGACGAGCUGAAGGAUCUUUCUCACCUUCUCUAUAUUAAAAACGUGUUCGAACAUGGUAACAAUUGAAAUAGUCUGUUUAUUAUUUGCUGUUAUAAAGCUUUAUUCAAAGUGCUGCAGAAUAUGUCGGUUCUAUGUAAAUGCCAAUAAUAAAAAUUAUCUAACAGAUAACCUGCUUAACCUUAAAGGGACACUAUAGUCACCGGAACAACUACAGCUUAAUGUAGUUGUUCUGGUGUCCACUGCCUAUCGCUGCAGGUUUUUCAAUGUAAACACUGCCUUUUCAACGAAAAGGCAGUGUUUACAUUGCUGCCUAGUAACAUCCCUAGUGGCAGACACUCAAAUGCCCACUAGAGGUGCUUCCUGCACUAAACGUUCCCCCAUAGAGAGGCAUUGAUUCAGGUGCAGCACUGCGUUUUGUCAAGCAUGUGCAAUAGUCUCCCAAUGCUUUCCUAUGGGAAGGGGGCGAGGAGACCCGCGCAGCGGUGGAAAAAGGUGAGUAAAAUCACGUUUAACUCUUUUCACAUGGUUGCUGGGAACCUAUACUGUUAUUUUAGAACUCUAGUGUAGGAAAUGCAUGUUUGUAUUCCUGACACUAUAGUGUUCCUUUGUCUAGUGAAUUGUAUUUCUAAUUGCAGUAAUAGUGUAAUGCUGAUAUGUCAAAAUGGAUCAAAACCCUUAAAUGACCACUAAAGAUACACUGACCAUAUCAUCUCAAUGAAGUGAAAUAGGUGCAGCAGUCCUGUAGUUUAACCCUUCACUUACAGCAAAAUAUUGCUGUUUUAUCAGAAAGCUUCCUAUGCAGCAACUCUGAGGAUGUUGAACGUCAUCAAAUGCUGCUCAUAGGAAAGCACUGAAAUCAAUGCAAUCCUGUGAGAAGCAUUUGAUUGGAUGUGCGCUCAGUGCUCGCCACGCAUGCCCUGGGAUGACUUCACAGGAGGUGGAGCAGGCAGCAGCACCAAAGGAGACUCCAUUUGUGGGGGGAGAAGGGCAGUUGAGGGGGCCCUCAUAUCUUAGUUAUUAGAGACUGGGACACUCAUCUCCGCCAGUGACAAUGAGAGAUGAGAUGUGAAAUGAGCUGCUGACAUGGCACUGCCCCACAGCCAAUCGUUGUCCUGUUAUGAUAAGUAUAAGAUGAAAUGGGUGGAAAUUAAUUAGAGGUCAGUGAUUGACUUGGAUGACAUCAUGGCAGCAGCUCGUCUCACACUAAUCAGUUAUUGGCUGAGGCUGAGCUAAGUAUAUACCGUGUUUCCCCGGAAAUAAUACCGGGUCUUAUAUUAUUUUUCCACAAAAAAAACACACUAGGGCUUAUUUUCAUGGGGAAACAGUAGCAAGCAUGCGCUAGGAAGCUGGCCUACAUUCAGGGGAAUAGAUCAGUUCAAAAGUUCAUGGAAUCCAGCGAACCUAUGUUCGGGGAAAAUUCCCCUAGCAUAGAUUAGCGAACUAGCAAUUAGGGCCUUAGCUUAUUUUCGGGGGAUGUCUUAUUUUCAUUGAAAAGGGUAUUUCUAAAAAGGAAAUAGCUUUGUGCCAAGAGCACAAGGGCAAAUGUAAUUUUUUUUUUUUUUUUUUACACAGUAUAGAGUCUUGAUUGUGUUAGUAGUAUUAAAUUUAUUAGUUCUAUGUUGGGGGGCCUACUUAACAACCCAGUGAGUCCCUCUGCAGCCAGUCCAGCCGAUCCGAGUCAUGUGAUCACAAGGCUUGGAUAGGCUUUAUAGGCAGGAUUCGUUGCAGGGGGACUUUAACAAAUCUUGCCAAUAUAGAUCUAAAUACACUCAGAACGAAUGUUUAGAUAUAUUUGUAUGUAUGUGUGUAUUAUAAGUAUAUGAAUAUGAAUAUCUAGGAAUCUUGGUGUGACCUGCCUGAUAACCCAGGCAGAAAUGCUUGAAAAUUUAAUUUGCAUGCUGUAAAUUUGACCUUGAUACUUUCCAAAGUCCCAUAAAAUCUGUACAUGGGGGUUCUGUUGUACUUGGGAGACAUCACUUAACACAGAUAUGAGUGUUUUAGAGCAGUAUAACGUAUGAUGAUGAUACCGGUGUAAGUGAAGUUUUUCAGUGAAAUAUUCCAAAAUAAAGGCAGUAUGGACCCAGCAAACCAAUCUGGUAAAUUUCAAUGUGUAAAAACUGAAAAAGGAAAACUCAUUAUUUGACCCUGUAACUUUCAAAAACACUAUGAAACCUGUACACGGCGAGGGGGCAUUGUACUUUAACAACAUCACAGCAUACAAAUAAGUGUAUUUCAUUGCAGUAAAAUGUUAUCAGUAUUCUGACAUUUAAAGUUAACAUGCCUUGCAGAACUUGGAAAAUAAAAUUCCUAACACUUUUCUAAAUCUUUUAAAAAAAAAAUAUUUUAUUCAUAUUAAAUUAGGUUUCAUAUAUAAAUAUUUGAUAAAUUAAAGGCCUGUUUCUCCUGAACAAAACUUGGACAAUUGCCUCCAUCUUUAAGGGGCUAAAGGGAAAUAUAAACAGAAACUUGUAGCCUUGUGAUAAGUAAAUACGAUUGGCAAUGGGAACCUGCCACCCUAGAUUCAUUGUGGAUUUAUCAAGAUGUGGAACAAAUAACAUCCUCACUUGUGGCUGUUUCAAACUACUAAAUACAAAGUAUUGUUAUUGGACUAUAUUUUUCAUACAUUUCUACUGCUGAAGGGCUGGCGAUGGACACCUCUCACAUAAAAUCUUCAGUUUUGCUGUGUGCACCCUACAGGACACUGUGUUUGUGUAAAUGUUUGUAUAUAAUAUGUGGAACCUGGCAUGUGAUAAUAGUGAAAGCUUCAAACCAUUCCAUCAAACAGGUUAACAGAAUAUAUGCUAAAUCUUUUUUUUUUUUCUAGGAAAACUGGAGAACCAUUUCAUAACUUCAUUAGCUGGCAGGAUCUGCGGGCCGCUGAUCUGGUUAAGUCCUGGAACGGCUCCUUGACACUAAAGGUCUGUAAUCCGUUUUUUGCUUCUGUUAAUUAUAAGUUUUAGGUUAGUCCGUCAUAUGUAGAUCUUCAUAAUUACACAUUAUUUCUCUGCUGGGGAAGUCUGCAAGGGGAAGCCUAUAUCUCCCCUCCCUCUUUCAUUUGAGCCCACCCAGCCUCCCUAUUGUCCUUAAAGGGACACUAUAGUCGCCAAAACAACUGCUGCUUAAUGUAGUUGUUUUGAUGUCUAUUGCCUGUCACUGCAGGCUUUUUAAUGUAAACACCGCCUUUUCCGAGAAAGUAGUGCAUGUAAUGACUGUCCAUCUGAAGGCCUAAGAAGUGUUUUUUUGGCCAAAUUAAAAAAACUGACGUUUCUCAGAAACAACAUUGUUUUACGUAGUAAAAAAAGAGUGAGCAUCUUUGCAGCAAAACAACUACAUUGAGGUGUAGAGUUUUUGGCACUUAGUCUCCAUUUUUUUUCUUUAGCAAAAAUUACACUAGAAAUAGCUUUGUUGCUUUUAUAUGUUUUAAUCAUAAAUAUAUGUUGCAGUGAAACAUAUGGAACUUUUCAUUAAAAGCAGUGUCUUUCCGCCACUCCAUGCCCUGCCGCAGAUAGGGGGACCAUAAGGGGCUUACCACGCUCACACGGCAGAGGGAGACAAGACAGACUGAUACAUGACUUCAUCUGCACAACGGGACUGCUAGAUGCGUGGAGGGCCCAACACCCAGGAGAAGUAGACUACACAUUCUACUCCGCACGCCACGACUCCUACUCCUGCAUCGACUACUUCUUAGUAAACAACCAAGCCAUCCAAAAGACCACAAAGUCCUCAGUAGGAUCUAUCACACGGUCUGACCUUGCAGACAUCAGCUUAGAACUAGGCAACCUCUGUACCACUGGAACUGGAAACGAAACACCUCCCUACUGCAGGACCCAGCCAUUAAAGAGACUAUACGCAGAGAGAUUGUAGAAUACUUCCAACUAAACACCACACAGGACCUGACACCCACAACCAUAUGGGCUGCUCACAAAACGGUUAUCAAAGGUACCCUCAUCAGGGAAGCCACCAGAAAAAAAGAAACUAAAAACACAACAAUUUAAAAACCCUUUUACGCGACUUACACACUCAAGAACAGAGACACAAAUCCAACCCCACACCCGACGGACUCAUAGCCCUACAGACUACCCGACGCCACAUUAGAGAGACUCUGUUAGACGAUGUCGCGAAGGCUAUGACAUGGUCUAAGAAAACAUUCUACGAACAGGCCAACAAAAUGCAUGCGCCCCUGGACCACACACUGCGCCCGCGACCAUGACAAACGCACAUCACAACAAUCAGGGACCAUACAGGACAGACUAAAACAGCACCAGCGGAUAUAGCUCAAAUCUUCACUGACUUCUAUAAAUCCCUAUACAAUCACACCCCCACUGACGCCGACAAUGCACCAGGCACGCGGGAAGAAAUCAGACAACACCUUAGCAAAAUUGAUCCCCCAAAACUAACCCCUUCAACAAUAGAGACCCUGGGGGAUGAAUUCACAGCGGACGAAAUAGACAGAGCUAUCUCCCGCUUUAAGGGACGAAAGGCCCCGGGUCCCGACUGCUACGAGGGCAGCUAUUACAAGACAUAUAGAGAAGAGCUGAUACCUCCCCUUCUAAAGUGGUUCAACCACCUGAUGCAAGGCGGACAUCCCGACCCAGAAAUGUCUACGGCCCACAUAGUACUAAUACCAAAACCGGGGAAAGACACAGCAUACCCUGAACAUUACAGACCCAUAUCGCUGAUCAACCAUGACGUUAAACUACUGGCCAAGAUAUUAGCGGAAAUACUAUCUCCACACUUAACUAACCUAAUCCACGCAGACCAGGUGGGCUUCAUUCCCGGACGACAGCUAUUUGAAAACACUAGACGCAACAUCGACUUAAUAUGGGCACAGACGACCCCACGCACCCCAACGCUCGUACUCUCUCUCGACGCCGAAAAGGCGUUUGACAGGGUAAAGUGGACAUACCUGUUUGAACGCUUACAACAUCUCCGGUUCCCCGAGACGUACAUUAAAACGAUCCAAGCCAUGUACACAGAUGUCAAGGCACGUAUCCGGAUCCCGGGCGCCACGACAGCUACUAUAGCCCUACACAAUGGCACACGACAGGGCUGCCCACUGUCACCCCUCCUGUUUGUACUCGCACUAGAACCCCUAAUGCAAGCAAUCAGAUCAAACCAAUCUAUACAGGGAAUCACAGUGGGUGACCAGACAUAUAAAGUAUCAGGAUAUGCGGACGAUGUCCUUCUCACUCUCACAAACCCAGGAAACUCAAUGAAGGCCUUAGAUCGAGAAUUAACAGAAUAUGGAGACCUAUCGGGCUACAAGGUCAACCUGUCCAAAUCCACUGCACUCCCAAUAGCCAUGACAGCAAACGACACGACACACAUAAGGAACCAGCACCACAUACCUAUAGCACAAAACACCAUAAAAUACCUAGGGAUACAACUGACCGCAGACCCCAAACCGCUGUACGGGGCAAACUAAACCCCCCUCUUUUUAGGACCCUCAGUGCCGACCUUGCCAAACCUAUAUCUUGGAUAGGAAGGGUCCACACAAUAAAAAUGAACGUUCUCCUCUUCCUCUUCCAAGCAAUGCCCAUACCUAUCACUAAAACAGAUCUGGCCCCCCUGCAGAGGACAAUAGGGGAUUUUAUAUGGCAACACAAAUGACAGAGUUUCACGCAACAUAUUGUAUAGGCCCAAAGACGGAGGAGGGCUAGGCCUGCCCCACCUCUACAACUACUAUCUAUUGGCCCAAAUCGCCAUGUGGCACUCGACACCGGGCGACCGCAGAUGGGCGGACCUUGAAUCCGGCAUAACGGGAGCUGACCUGCCCCAAUUCUACAUUUGGCUUGGACAGACCCUAGAGGGCACAGAAUGGAGAGAAAUCUGGGACGCAAACAAAGCUCAGUGUGUGUCACACAACAAGAGCAGGCCUAUAAGACCAUGCUGAGAUGGUAUACCACCCCAGUAAAAUUGUACCAUAUGAGAAAAACUCCAGACGACUUGUGCUGGAGGGGCUGCGGAAACAAAGGGACGUACAUGCAUAUGUGGUGGGACUGCCCGAAAGCGCAGACCUUCUGGAGGGGAGUUGGGAACCUUCUUGAUAGGGUAUUUCACAGAAAAGUAACAUUAGACCCAUGGGUUUUUCUGCUCUCUCGAACACUAGAUUGGCCAAGAGGAAAACAGAAAUCCCUGCACAAAAUCACGCUUGCUGCCAGACUCACCAUGGCACAGGCAUGGCUGUAGUGGGGCAGGGAUCAUCUUACCUCAGUGCCUUUUGGGAUUCUGGCCAGCAAACAACUUCCCUGCCUCUGUGCUCCUGUUUGUCCUGGGCCUGCAUGCUUUUCCAGCUUGAGGGAUGGCUGUGGAUUCAAUCCUGCUGCCCUCAGAGCUGCUGCUGCCCUGGAUGAUGGCAGGCACCUUCAGGAGCAAUGUGCUCCCCUCCAGCCUGGCCUGCCUGCCGGUGUGGGUUCACCCCUCCCCCCCCCCCGGGGCAUGGCUGUGCUGCCGCUGGGGGGUGGAGGGGGGUCCUCCCCGGGCUCUGAUGGCUCCUCUGGGGAUGAGGGUCGGCCCCUCUCCCUCUGGAGUCCCCUCUCCUCUUGGUUUACCUCCUCCUUCCCUGUUGCUGCUGUCCUGGCUCUCUCUGCUCCCCCUCCUGGCUCUCUCUCUGCUCCCCCUCCUGGCUCUCUCUCUAUCUCCCUCCUUCCUCCUCCCCUGUUCCUGCUGUGCUGGGUGUCCUUCCUCUCUCUAAGCCCUCUCCUGGCUCUCUCUGUCUCCCUCCCUCCUCCCCCCGUCUCUCCUGUCCCUAUUCCUGGUCCCUAUGUCCCCCCUGCCCCACCCCCGGGUACUUACCUCGGCUGCCCUCCUCUGCGGGUGUGAGCUCCUCUCCACAGCUCUUCACACAGGAUCUGGCUGCAGUUCCUGGGACCGGCCAGCAGAUGGCGCUAGGUGCUGCUGCUGGGCUGAGCAGUGCUGAAAAUGAAGUUAACUCUGUCCUGCCUGGAUCAUCUUCAUUUCCUUUGCCGCGGGAGGUUCCUCGGGCAUCGGCUGGUGAGUUCACUAAUGUUUCUUCUUUUCAGUCCAGGGGUUCCUCGCUGGGGGGUUUUUCUUGAUCAGUCAAAAAAAAAAAAAAUUGAAAAAAAAAAAAAUGAAAUAAAAAAUAAAUAAAUAAAAUAAAGGGAGCAGGGUGCACAAGCAGGUAGGGUCCCCCCAUUAGAUGGUCAGCUCCGGUUAGUGUGGUCCCCGGCGCUGCAGCCACAGGGUUUUUUUGACUGUUUUUGGGGUCACGCUGUUACCCUCUCCUGGAGUGGGUGUGCAUGCUAGCACCCCUUGCUACUGCGUUGGGUGCCGCAGCACCUGGUGCUGCUAGGGGGUCCCUAGCAUUAGGUGACCCCCCAGGUUUGCCGUUUCGUGUGGGUCCACCUAUGUGUUGGUCAGGGCCCUUGGGCUUGCUCCUUCAACAGGAGGUUCGUAAAAAAUUUGGAGGGGAGACUUUGGACGGGUAGGAAUCAAAAAAAAAAAAAGGGACAAGGAGAAAUACCAGUACCGGAAUAUCCCUAUGACUCCUGGCCAGUGUAACUGGGGAAAGGGCUCCGCAGAAGUGCUCCGCAUUGUUCUGCUACCAGGAUACCAUUUGGAACGCUUGUCGUACCUAUGGCAGCCUGGGAUGGUGGAAAUAUGACGAGCAGUGCUGUCAACAGUUGGCGGUGCGCUCCUCAAUUUCGUGGGAACAGAUUGACAUUGGCCUCUGGCCCUCCACUGUGAGCUGCAUGGCCCCCCAGCAGGGUGCGUUCUCGUCCUUUCUCAGAGGGGUGGGGGGGGGAUCCUCCUCCUCACCGGUCGCGCAUCGGAGGCCGGGCUGUUGUUGAAAUUCAACGACAGUCACUGCAAAUGGGGGGCAUCUUGCUGUUUCCAGCACAAAUGUUCCACUUGGGGAUUUGGGGUCAGAGGGCGUUGGCGCCAGUGGUCCUGAGCGCGAUGCGUCCUUGGCUCUCCAGUUUAUAGAAAUCGUCGGGUGGCUGGCAUCCUACUGGAUGGGUUGAGCAUGGGUUUUGGACAAAUACCGUCUGCUUCACCAUUUAUCGUACCCCCGGGGUUGGUGAAUGACGACAUCUCUUGGGAACUCUGACAGGUAUCUUAUGCAUCCUUUGACGUGGCGGUUGAUAUGGUCAGGGCCAUGGGCCUUGUUGGGCCAGGGCUGAUGUGGAUUCGGCCUUCCGUCUACUGCCAGUGCACCCGGGGUGUCACCAUCUUCUGGGCUGUGUUUUUUGUAGGCAUGUAUUACGUGGAUAUGUGCCUCCCUAUGGGUAGUUCCAUAUCCUGUUGUUAGUUUGCAUGCUUCAGCACAUUCUUGGACUGGGUGGUGAGGAAGGAGGCUGGUAUAGUCUCCUUGCUACACUACCUCGAUCAUUUCAUUUGUGUGGGUCCUGCCGAUUCGACAGCCUGUUUGCUGCUGCGACGGGUUCUGGGUGAGGUGUUCCAUUAGUUUGGGAUCCCAUUGGCACACGGCAAGACGGUGGGCCCGGUCACUUUCUCAGCUUUCUGGGCAUUGAGAUUGUCUCUUUGGCGUGGGACUGCCGCUGGCCUUUGAAUAAGAGUCAAGGCUGGCAGCGCGAAGGGGCCUUGGCCAUGGGGCGGUGCGAUAUUCAGCUGCGCUGCCUGCAGUCACUCCUGGAUGAGCUGAAUUUUGCCUGUCGGAUCAUGCCCGUGGGGCGGGUCUUUAACCGGUGUCUGGCUACGGCGACAGCCGUGGUCUCCGGGCCUCGCCAUUUCAUUCGGCUCACUCGGCUGCUGCGGGAGAUUUUGGGAGUCCUUCUUAGCUGCAUAUCAUGGCCGGUCCUGCUGGCAAAGGCUGGAGGUUUCGAACGCCGACCUCCACCUAUUUACGGACGCAGCUGGCGCGGUGGGGUUUGGGGCCAUUCUGGGCUCUAAUUGGUGUGCUCCCGUGUGGCCGGACAGUUGGCAUGUCUCUGGGCUCACAAAGAAUCAGGGCUUUUUGGAGCGUUUCCCCAUUUUAGUGGUGGGGGAGGUCUGGCAGUCACGUUUCAGGAUCUAAGGGUAGUGUUUUACUGCGACAAUUUGGGGGUUGUUCAAGCCAUUACUCGGCGGACAGCCUCCUUCCCUCGCUUGCUUAAGGGGCAAUCACCUCGCAGGCGGAUCUGGAGGGGACGCCUUGCCCGGCGGACAGUCUGGCAGAGUGACGGAAUGGGUCCGUGGAUCGGUUUCCACGGCCACCUGGACGCUAUGCUCCUGGGGGCCGUGCAUGUUGGGGUUUUGGUGAUUCCUAGUAGGCCAUGCGGUGGUGGGGUAUUGUUUGCCACCAGUCGGCGCCCUGCAGAUCAUAUCACUAUAAGUGUUUGACAAUCCAGGUCGAAUGUUGUUUCGGGAAGAGUAUGGCGUUUCGGCUGUUGCACUUUUCCUUUGUAGAGAACUGUGAGCUGCGCCCAGUAUGCACGGGCCCUCUUUUGAGUUAUGCGGAUGUGAUUUAAUUUUAUUUUUCUUUCCCAUUCCCAAUUUUUGGGUCUUUCGCUCAAGUCUGAUGGUUCUGGGGACUGUCAGCAAAGAAUCUUGUGUCAUUCCUUUCGGUUUAGCGCUGCCUUGGAGGCUCUUAGAAUGGGUAUGUCAGCGCACCGGGAAAGAACCGGGAGGGGGUAUGGUGAGAUGUCUCGGUGAAGUAAUGCUGGUUUCGUGGAAUUUGUUCAAUCCUUGGGGGGGGUUCGGGUUAAAUUCUCAGCGGCGGCAGCUCAUCUAUUCAUUCCUUUGAGGUAGAUAAAUGAGUACCAGUUCCUUGGGUACAAGUAACAAUUCCCAGGGUGCACUUGGAAAACAGAUAAUAUAUGGAUGUCCUUUUCCUGGUUAUACUCCCAGGUGAGAUGUGGGUGUCCGUCUGGGAGGUGAGCUUUUGGGUUGUGUGCCUUCUGAAGCGGAGGUUCGUUGGUUUGGUGUCGGAGGUAUGAAAUGUGUUCGGCUCCUCCCGGAGCAGGUUCAGCUGUCCACCUGUCCCUAAUGUUCGGGUUAUCCACCUGGCAGGCAUUGAGCUUGGGAUGAUACCAAGGUGGUUUUUUGGCGUCUGCCCCUAAGAGGGUAUUGGUGCGUGUUUUAGUUCUUUCGUGAUGCGUGGUGUUGGGUUCACUGUAUGACCCUGUGUGUUAAGUUAUGGUUAUUUAUGUUUAACGUUUUGGUUUCAGAAAAGAAGAGAGAUUAUGAUUAUAGAGAUUAUUAUAAUAAGUUCUGGAUGUGUUAUGCAGGACUUGUCGUAUGUUAUAACAAAGCAGUUCUAAAAAAAUAAAAUUAAAAUAAAACGAUUUUAAAUAAAUGAAUAAAAAAAAAAAAAGAAUCAAUAAAUAUCCCCGAUUGGUCGGAGGUCAAUUCCUGUAUCUUUUGGCAGCGGGCCCAUAAUCAGUGCAUGGUACGCUGCCGUAUGAAGCAAAAUUGGAGGGCCUUUCGAGGUGUUUGAAGGUAAGGGGAUUUUGGUUUGCCACAGGGUGUUGUCGCGCAUGUGGCAGCUACUGUGUUUCUGGGUGAUGAAGGUCCGGCUAGACUUUUUUUCGUCUUUCCAUGCAGAAAGUGGUGGAACAGGCCUGGUUGGUUUUGGUGGGGCUCCCCGCUGAUUUUAGGUUUAAAACAGCGGGGUUUGUGGCGGGGAGCGUGUCCUUGCCAACAGGGUUGGGGAGCAGAUGGAAUGUCAGGAGAUGGACAUGGUGGGUCUCAACCUCCCCUGCUCUGUAAGGUAAACGUUUAAGUUACCGAAUAGGACGUGCCCACCGAGCAAAAAGCCGGCUGGUGGUAGAGCAUUUAAGAUGAUGGGAAUUUUUGGUUUGGACGAGGGGGAGGCGAGACACCAGUGGGUAAAGUUUUGGUGCAUAGGCACCUGGUUAAGUUCGUUGGCAAGGACGGUUAUUUAAGUUGGAGGCUGUAGGGCAAUAAGUGUAAUUUAUAUGUUAAUUAUGGUAUGUAUAUAUAUUUAUCUGUUUAUUUAUAUUUGAAUUAAAGAAAAAGAAUAAAGUUCGUAUGAGUCCUACAGUUGUAAGUUUAAUAAAUGCUGUGGCCUGUUUCAUCCAAUAUUCGUUGUUUGUCAUUAUUGGGGGCAGAAUUGGGGUAGUCUCCUUACUCUUAGUCGCACCACAUUCCCCGCUACGUACAUACAAGCAAUCCCCCAGGUAAACACAGUAAUACACAAAAUAAGACACACAAGUCAUGGACCACCUUACGGCACUGGUGAGAGGCACCAUGAAAUCGUACGAAAAAGUCUGGGACCUGUGGAUAGUAGAGGAUUGGGAGAGCUGAGAGGGGAACACAAUAGGGAUACCCCACGGGUCUAACACUCAAAUCGAUCCUGAAGGAGCCUCCCACGGUGCUCCGAACUCCACCAUGAGGGGGUCCCCCUCCUCCUCUUCUCUCCAUUUCCCCCUAAAAUAUUCUAUCACCGUUACCGGAGAAGGGACCACGACUAUCCAUUUCUAAACAUAAGGGGUCAAAGUCCAUAACAAAUGGUUCACUCCGCAACGACCAAGGUUUCAUAAUUUUGAUUCUGAUUUUGGUUUGUUAUUUUGUUUUGUUUUCUACAAAAUAAAAGUGUAGAAAAAUGACACAAAUAGCAAGUACAUUCAAAUUGGAGAUGUGGUACUAACCGAUGUAAAAUGGAGUAUAACCUGUCUACAAACCUAUGUUGAUUAAUGCCUAUACCAUGUAAUGUACGCUCUACCACACCACUGUAUUGCAAUGUCAUGUCAAAAAUAAAGAAUAAAAAAAAAAAUCAGUGUCUCUCAGUUCAGAUAUUAAUACACCAUUGCUAUUUUCAUCACUUUUACUGCUUUCAGUUUGUAGAUUAAAUCCACCCUAUUUGCUGUUUAUUUAAAGGGGAACUAUCAAUUUCCAGAAUUUUUAAUAUGAUGUUUCUUAAUCUCUAUAUUAAACAAAUAUGUUUUGUAAGGUUAAAAAAAAUCUGAUUAAAUGUUGAAAUAUGCACUUUUAUAUUUUGCAACUGGGCGUCUCCAUCUUGGCUUUCGCUCAAUUAUUGUCACAUGCUCUGUCCCAAGCACCUAGCAGUUAGCAAAAAGAAAGCAUUCAGAGAGGAGAAGAAAUUAAAUAAUGAUUCUCUUCCUGAUUUGCAAUGUUUCCCUGGUUUUUCAAUCUCUGAGCUAGAUUGAAAUGUAAUUUGCUAAAUCUUUAAUACAUUUUCAUAACAUGUUUCAUUUUCUUUAAAAUGUACAAGUUCUAGGUGAUUAUCAAUGUUUUAUUCAAUGGUGUGAAUUCUAGAGAGGUAACCGUUCCCUUUUAAUUUUGUUCUUUUAGGCAGUUCAUGGAUCCUGUAGAUGCCUGCAUUUCUUCACGCGUAGGAAACGAUUCCUAGCAGCAAGCUUGAUAAACUUUACCACUCAGCACGUAUCUCUGCGCUUAGCCUGGAUCUUACAGAACAUGCCAGAGGUCAAAACAAUAAUGUACACAUUUUGGCUCCACAUUCCAAAUUCCAAUGCAGUCAAAAGAUCAUAUAAGACUAAGUAGAGCCUUCUUUGUCUUAUAGUCAACCUGAAGAUGAUAUAACUUUACAAAUGCGAAGUUUUCGUCAUCGUGUUUUCUCGCUAGUGAUGGCUGUGGGAAUUGGGCAUCUUUUCUCGCAUUGCAAGAUUUGCUGGUUUAUUUUUACUUUAUUUACUAAAAUGAGUGUGUCAGAAAGUCAAAGUUAAAGGAACACUAUAGGGUCAGGAACACAAACAUUAUUAGUAUUCCUGACCCUAUAAUGUUAAAACCACCAUCUAGCUUUCCUGGCCACCCCUUGUAUUCAAGUCUGAAGCUGCUGCCUCUGCCGCUGAACUGCCUCUGUCUGCUCACAUCAUCAGGAGUAGUGGUCUGAGCCAAUCAUAGUGCUUUCCUAUAGGAUUGGCUGAGACUGUCAAGGAGGCAGAUCAGGGGCAGAGCCAGCACAAGUCAAACACAGCCCUGGCCAAUCCGCAUCUACUCAUAGAGAUAAUUUGAAUGAAUGCAUAUCUAUGAGGAAAGUUUAGUGUCUGCAUGCAAAGGGUGCAGCACUGCACCAGGAAGCACCUGUAGCAGCCAUCUGAGUAGUGAUCAGUGGAGUUCUCACUAGGCUGUAAUGUAAACACUACAUUUUCUCUUAAAAAAAAAAAAAGAGGAAUUGCAGCAAAAAGCCUGAACGGAAUGAUUAUACUCACCAGAACAAAUGCAAAAAGCCAUGGUUUUUCUGGUGACUAUAGUGUCCCUUUAAGGCCAAAAUAGCUGAAAUUGAAAAAUUCUCCAACUCUUCAGCAAUGCUUUCAGAUUCCUAUAUUGGUAUAAAAUGUGAUAAAAAUUUUUUUGUUUCUUCUAGAAAAUAUAAUUUUAUUAGAAAUGUCAGAUAUUGCCAAAUGCACUGAUCACAAAUAGUGGGUAGUAAUCCGUAUGAAAAAUUAAGCAAGAUCUUGGUUUGCAAUACGAUACAGCAAUCAAUACUCCAAAAAUGUUUGAUAUUCUUAAUUAAUGAGCCACCUCCGAUCCAGCCAACUCCAUCACCCCAUCCCUUAGUCCUCUCUCUCUUCAGGGAAGAGAAGGAAUUUCAUUGCGGAUAGAAGAGUUUGGAGGAACCAUGACCUCUUAAGUAAUAGCUGUUGCUCAGUCCUGGGGUUUGGAUUGGUCGAUUGGGUGUAUACAAAAUAUAUCCCAAGACAUCCUCUACUCAUAUAUAAAGGGUCAUAACCCGCUAUCACCUCCGCCGAGGGUUGUCCAGAGUGAGGAUGCUAGUUUCUUGUUUUCAACCAAUCCAUUGUAAAUAGAAAGUUAAGUUUGGUUAAGAAUAAGUGAAACAGUGGUGUACCCAGACUUGAAGGAUGGUUUUAUGUCCUACUGCCACUAUAAUAGUUUUUGUUGUUGUUGUUGUUGUUUUGUUUUUUUUAAAUCGUUAUUAGGUAUGGGAUUACCCAGGGGGGGCCCCAGCAACAGAAACCCAGAAUUAAGUGGUAGAGAGGGCAUAUAAUUAGGUCUUAAUCAGGGUGCACUCCUACAGAAAGUGAUAUAAGUCCGCAUUUGUGUGUGCACUUGAAACAAGUAGCUGUAUUCUUUCUAACCAUUAGAUGGAGCCAGAGAGGGGAAUAAUAAGUGUAAUGUGUGGUUUUUAGGAACAUAUCUGGAUAGAAGACAAUAGUUGGCUUUUUGAGUAUAGUGUGCAACGAGGAGAUCCUCUAGGCUAAUAUCAGGAAAAUUUGUCUUUCACUUCCCUAAGCCUGUCAGAUGAUAUACAUUUUAAAUUCCUGGCAAUUCUUAUUUUAGUGAAUAACCCUGUUGGUCUGUGGAGGAUCUUGUGAUCCAUAGACCAAUGUUCUAUAUACUCUCACUUGCGCCUGAAAGUACAGCAGUGAUGCGGGCUUCUGGCAGACGAAGUUCCAACAGUUAAAAAAAAAAAAAGAUGACGAUUUCUGCGAGUAAGAGCAUCAGGUAAGUAUACCUACCUUUUAGAUGCACCCCUAGUCGCCUCAAUGCAAGCUGGGAUAUCGCCUUUAGGUGUCUGCAAAACAUACAUAUAUGAUUCAUUUUCUCUCUCACUAAUACAAUUACAAAAAGCGACUUAUUCAGACAUAGCACCUCUGAAUGCUUGUAUAUCAGCAACUCACCCAGAAUGCCAUGCAAAAUAUGCAAAUACAUGUCCUCUAAAAAGAGCACUUUUUUGUGCACUUUCACAUAUGUACAUAGUUGAUCAAAUCCUCCAUGACUAGCAUGUCCCGGGUGCAUCCUCUGAUAAACAGUCUAAAAGCAUGGGGGUUCUGUACCUGCUUGUGAGGAGCUUAUAGUAUAAUCUUGCAUAUAGUAUAGCCUAGUUUGAAGCUCUCCAUAAGCUGAUGGACAACAAAACAGAAUUUAUGUAUAUAUAUGCAUUCAUCAGUAAUAACCUUACCUAAUGCUUUUUCUCACCAUGAGCCACACUGUGAAACUGCAGUUAAUAAUAAAAAAGAAUAGAUUGUAUAGAUGGGAAAUGCCUUUUUUUGCUGUGUUUCUGCAUAUAAAAGAAAGUGUAAACAUAAUUUUUUUUUUAUUUUUUUUUAUUCUUUAUUUAUAGUUUUAUGUGCCAUACAAAAAUAGCAUUCAUAAAACAAAACGUAUAACAUUGGUAUGUCUCCGAUUCACUGUAAGAUAUGCCUAAAAAGUAUGAAAUCUGGAAAUAGUGGCAGGCGACAUCUUGCCUUAGGCCCCACGCACAAGUGGUUUGUUUUAACCCCUGUAAUAACAUUCCGUGUAUAAGACGACCCCCAGUUUGAGACUGAAAAAAACUUAUAUAGAAAAACGGUAAAACACGGUACAUAUAAUAUGUGAUAUUUAUUUUAGUGUACUUCUAUUUGUUUUCUAAGAUAGGUGAUUUUUAAGCGGCCUCGUAUAUUGUAUUCUUGCAUGUGCAUUGUUCCCUUAAAGUGUAUUUUACUUCUGAAGUACAGUCCUAUUUCCCCUGCACAUUUUAUUAUUCUAUUAUCUAUGUAAUAUCAUAAAUAUAUCCUCUGUCUAUUUUACCCCUUUCCUUUGGUUAUUCCUAGUCCCCACAGAAAGGUUAUAUUAUCAUCCUGCUUUGAUGCUGCCAUCUGGGUUAUGUUUUGACUGUAAAGAGGAAUGUCUGUCUGUAAUUUCGUACUGCACAAUAACUCUUUGAUUUGCAGGUAAAGCAGGCCGCUGAAGAGGAAAACUGUUGUUUUGGUACCAUCGAUACCUGGCUGCUGUAUAAACUCACAAAUGGUGAGUGUCACAAUUCACUGGGCAACCUAGAACAUAUCAUGGUGUUUGGGAUAAAAUCAGAUAUUUGUCUCCUGUUACAGGUUCUGUUCAUGCAACAGACUAUUCAAAUGCAAGCACCACAGGAGUUUUUGAUCCAUAUCUGGUAAGUAAUAUCUUAAUAGCACUGCAUAAGUACCCUGGGGCUUUAUUCUGCUUAUCUGGUGUAUACUAGUUUCUAAAGAUUACUUUGAAUCAUGUCAUGUAAUACGUUUAUGAGCCUGUCUAUUUUGGUCAAAAAGCUCCAAACAGUUUGACGAGGAAAGAAAAACGGUGAAAACACAGAGGGACACUUGGCAGUAUAACCCCUCCACUAAGGUGUGAACAUGUUACAAGGAGUGCCGCUAUAAAGCAGACUUAUAUUUAUGAAUAUAUUAUGGAGCAACCUGUUGUGUGUUUUUUUGUUUUUUUUUGUCUUAAAUAUUGUGCACUUGCAGGACUCCAGUAUAGUGAAAUUUGUCAAGAAGCUUUAUUACAUAUCACAUCUGUAGGGUUCAGAAAGUACAGAAAUCAAAUUUGUGAAAAACAGGCAGCAUAUCUCAUUACCAAAACGAAUUAUCAUUUAACAAAAAACUAAAACAAGUCCACCUUACAAAGUAACACAGACAAGGUUAAGAUAUGUUGUUUAAGCUUUGGGGAUAAUAAAUCCAGCAGACACCAUAAUAACGCUGAACAAUUGAAGUAUACAAUCUCAAAUUGUAUCGAAUAUAAAUGGAAUACAUUUGUAUCAUCAUAAAAACUGACGAUAAGGAACUGAAAACGUAAAUGAAAAGAAAAUCAGUCCUAAGUCUCAUGCUCUCUUUGUUGCUCUCUCCGUGGCACAAAUGUGGUGGUAUUGCCAAUGUCCUAAGAAUGAGUCAAUGAUUCUGGACACACUGCAAGUAAUGAAGAAGUCCUAAAGCAUGUAGCAAGGAGUCUUUGCAGGAGGUCAGAAUUGUUGUCCAUCUGAUAAUGCUAUUAGUGAUCUUGAAGUACUUCACCUCUAAAGAAUAUUUGGGCACCACAAAGUCUUGGUAAUGGCUGACAGAGGUUGGUACCAUUUUAGUGUCAACUGAUACAGAUCUUGAAAUAUUUGUAAAUGGUUAGAUUCAAAUUGCAAAGGAGACUUGUCUCAACCUAUGCCCAUAACAGCCAUCUUGUCCGAGUGUAAUGGUACCCAUUUCUUCCUGCCCUGUUCUGCCUACUCUGUGGCAUUCCAGCAUUAAUUCUGAUGCUGGACACUACCUUACCAUCUUACCUUAUAAUCCUUUUACACCUGUAUGUCAUAAUUCUGGCACACGCUCCUUGGUGUCAGUCCACCACCAGCGCACGCCUGCCUUUUGGGCUUGCAGGGAUGCAAACCGAUCAAGAGACCGUGCUAGCUGUAUAAACGUCUCACAUUCCUGAGUGCAUUGUCAUAUUGUGGUUCAUUAAUAUGUACAAUAUUCUGUUCCUCUGUAGUCCUUUGGCAUCUAAACAGGCUUGUCCUGUUUAUUCUAUCUUCUCGCUCCCUUUGACUCAGACUGGCUUAUCGAUUCAGUGAUUUGUGUAUUCCAUGACCUAGGCUUGUUUCUUCUUUCUUGUAAAUUCACGUAACUUACAGGCUCAGCAAUAUUACGCUGAUAUACUUCUGAAAAUAGCAUUGGUAUAGAUUUGAGUUCUGCAAAAUUGUUUGCUUUUUGCAAGUGAAUUGCAACCCCUUCUGCCACUUACCUGAUUUCAGGCUCCGUCUCUGUUCCUUCCCGUCUAACGUCAGACGGUAGGGAAGACCUAAUGCGCGUGUGUAGCAAUGGCUGCUCUCGCCUUAGGACUUCUCCCAUAGGAAAGCAUUACAAAAUGCUUUCCUAUGGGGUUUCGGGUGACACUGUAUGUCCUCCUGCAUAGUGUGACUAAAAGUCGCCUAUCUACCCGGAAGUCCCUCUAGUGGCUGUCUUGUAGAGAGCUACUAGAGGUGGAGUUAACCCUCAGGGGUAAUUAUUGCAGUUUAUUAAAAACUAAUUACCUUUGCAAGGUAAAGGGACCUGGGACACUUCUCCUAGACCACGUCAAUGAACUGAAGUGGUCUGGGUGCCUAAAGUGUCCCUUUAAAACCUUUGGCUCUACAAGGGUUAAUUAUGCGGCCACAUUAAAAAGUGAAAUAUAUGAAUAACCCGAAGGGGUCAAUAAGACCUCCAUUCUACUUUUAGAGAGGUAUUCAACCUUCCAAUGUCCUAGGUUGAUGUGUAAUUACUAAAUGUUUAAAACUAGAUCAUUGUCCUCACCUUGCCCCCAUCCGUGGCCAUUAAAUUUAGUAAAACAAGUGGACAUCCUUGGGGCCAUCUGUGGGGGGAUGCUUAAUGAAAGAGGGAAGGGCCUUCUGUCCUCUCCCAUUAGCGGCAGGUGGAGGCUGUGAUAUAAAAAAUAAAUAUAUACACACACAUAUAAUACUCAAGGGGGGCACAUAAUACCACAACUCAACUGUGGGAAGAAGGAAAAAAAUGACAUUAAAAAACAUCAAAACUAUAGAAUCAAAAACCGAUCCUUCUUCACUUUGCACAAAAUGAGACUUUAAAGCAGGAAAAACAUUUUAUAAAGGCCUUCGCACGCUUUGAUUUCUCUGUAGAAAAAAAGAGAUUCGCCUGUUGGAGUGCUCUGAUUGGUUAGCUUAAAGGUUAAGGGAAAAAAAAAAAAUAUAUAUAUAUAUAUAUAUACUUUUAAAUCUCCUUUAUUCAUCUCAUCACAAUAAAUGCUGAGUGCACGUCUUCACAAAGAAACAAUUGGUAUUAAUUUAACCUCAUAUUAUACCUUAUCUACAGUACAGUAGACGCCUUGUCUGCUUGAAUGCCAGUCCUAGCACAAUGAUAUCAAGCUUGCAGCAUGUGAAUAUUAUACUUGUGUUUGUAAAUGCACCAUUUUUCAGAACAACUUAUAUAGCGGCUAUGUUCCAAGUUCAGAUGUUACAUUCUCUAUUUUAUUUCAGUUUUAUUUGUUUACUUUUUUGCAAGAUGGCCACUGGAGGUGCUUCCUGGCUCAGUGCUGCACAGUAGGCAGCACUGCCAUUCAGGGUCUCCACGCUCUGCAUGGGGAUGCUGAAUGUUUCUCAUAGAGAUGCAUUGAUUCAGUGCAUCUCUAUGAGGAAGUGCUGAUUGGCUAAAAUGGCAUUUUGCCCCACCCCAAUCCUGACUCCUUUCUGAUUUCCACCAAUCUAAUGCUUUCCCUAUGGGAAGGCAUUGGAUUGGUUACAAAUUGGCAAUUCUGAUGUCACCAUGGAGGUUAAUCAGGGGUGGGGCCAGUGUAGGCAAACACACGCGGCACUGCUAAUAAGGGGAGCUUUUGAGCAAGCCACCUAAAUGGUUGAUUAAACACUAUAGGGUCAGGAAUACAUGUUUGUGUUCUUGACCCUAUAGUGUUUCUUUAAAUUUGAAAUACACUUUGAAUUCACCCAUUUUACUAAAUAACCCAGUUUGUGUUUGCAUUGUAUAUAUAAUCUAUAUUUCAUGUGAUUUGCACUCUUGUUUUCCCUGUCUUGUUUCAGAUGAGUUGGAGCUCUUUCCUCUGUUCGUUGCUGUCCAUCCCAAUAUCUAUAUUCCCCCCUGUUCACGAUACAAGGUACUUGUCUGCAUUUUGCCAUUUGCAGAUAGCUUUUUCAUUUCAUUGUUUAAAACCUGUUUUACUGUGCAUUACGUUGUCACAAGCCUUCUGUUGUGUUUAAUCAUUGUUCUCCUUUCAGUCAUAGUUUUGGCCUUGUGGAUCCCAGUAUAUUUGGGGCUCCCAUACCUAUCCGUGCGUUGGUAAGUGUGACAAUAUUGUUUUGGGAUUUUCUCUCCAUCACCUAAAUCUGUGGUUCCUAAACCAAUCCUCCAUGCCCCCCGCUACCAGUCCAUGAUUUAGGGAUUUCCCAGUUGUGUCUAAGGUAUUUUUUUUUCCUUUUCUAAAAACACCUUACACACAACUAGGUAAUCCCUAAAUCCUGGACUGGUAGGGGGCAACAAAGACUGGUUUGGGACCCACUGAUCUAAAUCAAUAAUUGACUGACUUACUGGCAAUAAAUCAAUUGCAGUCCCUAUGGGUAAGUGCUCUUGAUGAGGUUCAUUUUGCAAGUGUAACUGUCUGUAGGAGAAUGUAUUUUUAAUUUCAACUUCCUUGUUCUUUUCGUUCCCAUGCAGGUCGCUGACCAGCAAGCUGCUAUGUUUGGACAGUGCUGCUUUAAUAUGGGAGAUGUGAAACUAACAAUGGGAACUGGAACAUUUAUGUGCAUUAAUACUGGAAAUACCCUGCAUACGUCUAUCGCAGGUAAAGGGAUUCCUGAAAUAAUUGUAUUUGUGAUUUAAACGUGGAGCAGUAACAUCCUAUGAGAAAAAAUAAAUAGCAUGGGAUGUGAAUGUCAGCAAAGCAAAUAUCCAUUUUGUUGGAUACAGUCUUGAAGGGUAAAAUGCUUUAUCAGCCUUGCCUGGUCAUAGAAGGUUAUUUAAUGUAUAUCUUAAAAUACAUCUAGUUUUUUUUCUAAUUGAGCAAGCCUUCCCAAGUGGCUACCUGUUUACACAUUACCAGCAUUUCAGAUUUAAACCACCAUGACCACUUAUACUUUUACAAGUGGUCAUGGUGGUAGGAAUGUGUAUGUGCAGCAUUUAAGCUUGUAUUACUGCAGAUACAGAGUAAUUUGCACUUUUGUGCUGUUGGCUAGUUGCAUCCAGAGUACACAUGAUUUAGACACCCCGGUCUGCGUUUUUGCAAUGGACAUAAUGAGCAUCCACCCUUACAGGCAACGCGCUUUCAAGGUGAAACUUCAGUGUCCCCUCCCUCUGUCUGCUCCCGCCAGUAACAGUUUUCCAAUAUUCCAUUUGCUAGGGAAAUAAAUUCCUACCUGACACACACUUGCACCUUUAGCCGGUGAAAUGGCUCAAUUAAAAACUUUUGUAUGCAAGUAUUUGAUUGGACCACAAGAGGCACUGGUGGCAUCAGACAGGGGCCUAGAAUCCAGCUUCGAGUGGUGCUGGAUUCCUGGUAAGUUUAGAGCUUGUUUGCAGGUUUACGAAUAAUGCCCAGUUGGGCAUUCUAAAGAAAAUUGAGUUUUACAAGGCUGAGAGUAACUUUUUAAUGAUGGAGCCAAAAUGUAAGUGUAUAAAAUGAAAGGCAUUUGCAAGCAUAUCUAGAAUGUGUUUUGAUGGGGAAAGGGAUAGGAACUAAGAAUAUCAGAAAAGUUGUGGCAAGAGGAAAGGGGGUAACCCGAGGUAAGAAGUAAUUGAAUAGGAAGGUAUUUGCCUACAGGUGUCAAUUAAUUAAAACAUAACAUUUAAUACAUUUGUUUAAAAGCUUGCUGUUGAAAAUCAACAAAUAAACCAAAAAUUACUAAAUUCUAAAACUAUCAAUAGUAUGGACAAAAAAACUAAUGUAUAACGAAAAAGGACUAAUAUAGAUUAAUCCAAUAUGAGUUAUAUGUAAGAUAAAUUGAAUUAUUAGUCUGUUAAUUGAUUCUGGGAUUACAGCACGAGUCCAAGUUUAAAAAAAUAUUUGUAUUGUCGAUUUAGAAAUGCCAGUGAAACUGAAACUGGCAGUACUAAGAGACACAAAGUAUUAAAAAAGAGUAAAUAUUAUUAUUUUUAUCGCUAGUUAUAUAGCGCCAACAGAUUCCGUAGCGCUUUACAAUAUUAUGAGGGGGAUGUAACUAUAAAUAGGACAAUAGGAACAAUAGGUUGAAGAGGACAUUGCUCAAAUGAGCUUACAGUCUAUAGGAGGUGGGGUAUAAGACACGUUAGGACAGGAAAUGUCAAAUAAGGUGGGAGUAAAGCAGAGCUGGAGGAGAGAGUAGAAUGCUGCCCUUCAGGAGAGAGCAAGAGACAGGUAUGUGAGGUAGAGGUUACUCUGGGAGGCCAUAAGCUUUCCUAAAGAUGGGUUUUAAGGCACUUCUUAAACGAUUGAAGACUAAGGGAGAGUCUGAUGGGGGUAGGCAGGCUAUUCCAUAGGAAAGGAGCCGUCCGCGAGAAGUCCUGCAGGCGCGAGUUGGCCGUACGGGUGCGAGCAGCGGUCAGGAGGUGUGAAGAGAUAUAACCACUAAGUCAGAACUAUAGUUAAGUAUACUAUUGUAUCAGUUUCCCUUGAAGGGGACUAUCAGUGUAACUGUGCUUAGGUUAUAAACUCUAUAAAAAUGAGGAACUCAGCCUGAAAAUCUCUAGUAUCAGCUACAAGGAUCGAAUUGUUCAAUGUAUGACUGUGUUUUCCCAAAUAGUGCUGUUUAUCAUUCGUCCUGUGAAUGCUAAGCUGUGCCUUCAUGGGCACCUAUUCUGUAUAAUAAACUGUCUGCUAUUAAGCACUGAUUUGGGAAAAACAGAGUCAUACAAAUGCCCUGCCUAUAUCUCUUGCUGAGGACAUUAUGUCUAUGAUCUAAUUGCAAACAAAACAAACAAAUAUCUUAAAGCAAUCGUUAUAGAGUAUAGAGCAGAGCCCCGAUGCGCGUUUCGCUGGUAAGGCGGCUCUUCAAGGGGGAUCAAUGUUUGGUUUAUUUGUUGAUUUUCAACCACAAGCUUUUAAACAAAUGUAUUAAAUGUUAUGUUUUAAUUAAUUGACACCUUUAGGCAAGUACCUUCUUAUUUUAUUAUAUCUGCAAAGACCUUAGUUUAUACAUAAUACACCAAACGCAAUAGUGCACACAAAACAUACAGUUUGAGAUUUUGUAAGGCUACUUAUAAUUGCUUAUACUGAGUAUUUUGGGAUAUAUAGGGAUUUGAUCAUACCAUGUGGUCAUACGGUGUCAGUCCUAUCACUGUGCCCAAGUACCCCUAUACCAGCGCAUAUUUGAAGCAUAAAAAAUACAAAAGAAAAUACAGUGUUUUGGCUGCAGUUGAUGAUAGGCACAUAUCUCUGUCAGUGUCUAGUUAGGAGAAACCUUUAUUUGUAUUGUAACGGUUUUGGAUUUAGUAAAUAUUAAACUUAGUCUCAACUUAGUUUCCGCAAUGUUUAUUUGCUUCUCUUAUUAACCCUUUUUUUGAACUGUUUUCUCCCUAGAAGCCAAGGCCACUUUUUAGUAUUUUGCACUCUUUACAUUGUGGUCAUGAAUUGUAUUUUUUUGAGGACAGAGAGCUUUCCUCUUACACUAUAUAUAACUGCUCGUUCAGCAUGAAAAAUAUAAAAAUACAGAUAAAAACAUUUUCACAGUAUUGCCUGUAUUAAUUGCAACAUUACUAGUUGACUGAUUUUUGAUGCAUCUGUGUCAAAUUUGUUGUGAUCUCGGCCUUCCUGGAGCAGCAUCAAUUUUAUUACGUCACAGUUGCAUCUUUCCGACAUUGAUCAAUCUUAAAAUGGUGCGAGCUGUGACCUUUGCGCCUUUUAAGCCAUUUUAUUUGGAGUCUCUUUUGACCCAGUGCACAUGAGCAAACAAAUACGCAAUUAGUUACGCCAAGUCCUGGUCCUAUUGAAACUUCUGUCACUUUAGCACUAAGUGCCCUUUCAUUGUGCCAGAGCCCUUAACAACAUUAUUCUGGUAGAUCUGCUUUUCUGACCCCCCAUCCAACUUGUCCUGACUUAGUAUUACGCUUUCUGGUUUCCCUUGACCAGGCUAUGUGCCUGACCCUGAAUUUUGCAGUCAGGAGAACCUUUGACUGAUCUACACUAAAGCACCACCUCCUAAAGGCUUAUAGAAACAAAGGCCCUUGUUUUACUCCUCUGGGACUUUUUAAGUAUAUAUGUUAUUUCUAUCACUUUUUGGUUUUACUGUGUGUGAGUGUAUGUAUGUAUGUAUGUGUGUGUGUGUGUGUGUGUGUGUGUAUAUGUAUAUAUAUAUAUAUAUAUAUAUAUAUAUAUAUAUAUAUAUAUAUAUAUAUAUAUAUAUAUAUAUAUAUAUAUAUAUAUCUCUAUCUAUAUCUAUCUCCAUAAUUAUUUCAAUUUAUACUUGGCGCAAGCCUUUUUUUUUCUUGUUUUUGACCCUGGCCUAGUACUAUUUGGUAGCACGAAUGCUUUCUAUUUCUAUCUAAGUGUUAAGCCUGGCCACGCUAGGGUUUCGUAAUACGCGUUUCUAUCAUUCCUCCUGUUUGUUUGUUAGGUUGUUGACAUAUCUUCCUGAGGAUUCUGCUGGAAUCCUGACAUGUUGCAACUAAAGACAAACCCCUCAAAUUGGAUUUUUUUAUUAUUUUUUUUUAUUUUGAGGAAUAUUUUAUGUACAUAAUUUUACUCCUAUUUUCCAGUUUCAGAUAAUCUAAAACAAGGAGUGCAUCACUGUUCCAAAGGUUUUAAGAUAUAUUUUUUUUUUUUCUUACAAAUUUGGUGUUUUGGGAUUUCAAACUUAAAGGGAUUUUUAGAAAUCAUAGAAUGGCAAAUAUCCACACAAAAAGUGUACUUUUGAAAUGAUUUUAUCUGGGGACAUUUAUUUUGACAUAUAGCCGUUAAGAUAUACCAUAUUACUUUUAAAAGGGCAGAGCAUUUUUAUUAAGUAACCACACACAUUUAGAUCUUCUGGAACCAAUACUGAGAGCACUUAUGUCAGCUUGCCAUGAAUUAACACUUGAUGCAGGUUACAUUUAAUAAAUCUAUUAUCUAACAGGUUUGUAUCCACUGAUUGGUUGGAAGAUUGGCGAGGAGUUGGUGUGUUUAGCAGAAGGCAAUGCUUCGGAUACUGGAACAGCAAUUAAAUGGGCACAGGAACUAAGUAAGUGAAUAGCUGUAAAAAGUUGUGCUCAGCAGAAUUUAGAAAUAUAUAUCCUGGUUAAAAGCAUGGGAUCAGAGCAGCAAGCUCUGAAAUGGGAUGUUGCAGAAAAGGAUUAGAAAAGUUUAUUAAUGCUACAUGCUGUGCGAGAGAGUAAAUCUGAGAGCUUUGAUCCAAAUACAAGCAAUUCCUGAACAGAAUAAUUACACUGUCCUUUUUUCCAAUUUCCACCUGUAAAUCUGUGCAAAUCUUACUUGGAUUAUGGCAAACUGCAUAAUAUGUUUAAUAUGUUUAUUACAUAAAUGUGCCUUAACUUGGCCAAUUAAUAUACUGAUUUAGUAGGAAUUUUAUUUGACACUUUAAAGAAAUACCCCAAGCUUCAUAACUACUAGAGCACACUGUUGUGGUUAUGAUGUCAGGAGUUCCCAGAUGGCCCCCAUUGUAAUUAAUCAAACCAUUUUCUAAUGGUUUGACAUCUUAAGUGUUCCAUCCGGCACCACUCCCUGCUUCUACUACUAUUGACAGAGAGCCAGGAGCUCACUAUCUGAGCUAAGCCCAGUGAUGCGGGUCUUAGCUCAUUGGCUGAGCGUGAUCAGUUGACACUCUCCACCAAUGAGCUGUCCUCUUUGGGCUUAGCUCAGGAAAGCCGUAUUAGAACGGUUUAAUAUCUUAACUGGGAUCCUCUGGGCACAGCUCCUUGCCUACAUUAUUACUGACAGAGAAAGAAGCUCACUAUCUGAGCUAAGCCCACUGGUGCAGGGCUUGGCAAAAUCGAUGAGCAUGAUGAACGAUGUUGUCACAAGGCUUAGUUGUAGAGUGCUAAAAAAAAAAAAAAGCUCCUGCUUAGCUUCUUUAUCAUGAAUAGUAGAGACAGAAAGGUGCACCCGUAGGACCCCAGUUAAGAAGUUAAACCAUCCUAAACCAGUUUGACUACUUGCAAUGGGGAGCACCUGGGCACUCUUGGCACCAUAACCACUACAGUUAUAUAUAAAUAGAAAUCCACAUUAUGGAGCAGCUGUAAAGAAUUUGUAAUAUUAUGGAAAUAGAACUUGGUAGUUCUUUAAACUUGUUAAAAUUAUUAGGUUUUCAGCAUCACAUUAAAAUGAGAUACAUACUAGUAUGUAAUGCUCAUUGUUUUGUUUCUGCAACAGAUAAAAAAUCGAGUUACUUUUUCCCAUAUAUUUUUUAAAUUUUAUUCUGCUUUUUUGUAAUAUAAUGUCAGCACUUGUAAAAUACUAAACUCUUACCAAACACUUGAGGCCCAAGCUUGCAUACUCCUAUUAGUGGGUGCACCCACACAGCAGAAUUUCCUGAAUGUCAGAUUCGUGUCUCGUGGAAAUAAUUCUCACAUCUUAAAAAUAUUGGAGGGGGCGUGGCCUGACUGUGCAGCAGUGCAGACGCACAAACCGAGAGCUCCUGGGCCUCAGACCAAUUACUGGCUAAAAUCGGGGGCAAACUAAGUAAUCCUGAUCCCCAAUUCAUCACAACUUGAUCGGCAGACAUUGGUGAACAGGGGGAUACCUCACACGCCCAGAAAUAACGCCGGAAUGACCAAGCUGAGGCUUGGGGCCUACACCAAGCAGGGCAAUGGAGAGGCGGCCGCUCUCCCAGCCCAUAACCGCAUGCAGCACCCGCAGCAAAAGGCUACCCCCCCCCUUAGGACCGGUGGGGGUUAUCCCGGUCCCAAUCACCUCGACGGGCAAGCCCCAGUGGACCCUAAAAGCGGACACCGACCCCAUCCACGCACCGAACUUGCAUGCAGCCCGCCAUGUCAAAAUGGCAGACACGCAGCCUCGUGGACAACCUGGGCCUCCACCACUAAGCCCCAACACAAGCGACUCCCUCACUACCCGCCUAGACGGGCUGUUUGAGGCCUUCUGGGCAAGAUCGCGGCCCGACAUAAGGAAAAGCGAUCCAAGCUGCUAGAGAUCGGAGGUACGGAGGGCCAACAAGGCGACACAGUUUGGAGUGGGACCAGACUGCCUUUGGGCAAAGCCAUGAAAACUCAGUCCAAGAAUCUCCACACCAGCCCAUCUGGGUCCAGGGCCAACAGGGGAUUAACCCCGAUGCAUCAACCACGUAGGCAGAGUUCCACCCGCAGACGGCGGCAUACCACCAACCCCAGGAACUCCAGACCUACCCCGAAAAGGAAGGACUUGGCCUUCAAUAGUCCCCGAGUCCGUGGCUACAAGAUGCCGGCCCUGAUACAGGCCCGGAGCGAGAAGGCACCUCUGGUUAGCUCCUGGCCGACCGCCAACCUCUACACUACCCCACGCAAGCCCCAGAGGGCACAGCAACGCGCACCCGUGGCGAAAGCUCUACCAGCACGCAAGCAACAGAGCCCAACGAAGCCACCAGCAGCACGGAGAUGGGAAAUAUUGAAGGACAAACCUCAGCCCUGCAUCAAACCUUGCAAGCCGUGGAGAGUCGGGUCCCUGACCGCAAAUCAGCACAGCCUCAAGCCUGGGACACAAACUGGUAACAACGUACCCUUCCUAACCAGCGUCUGGAAACGCCAUAGCAGGAUAGCAGAGCAGCUGGAUUCCGGUAAACGACCGCUAAGCGGCAUCGGUUGACUGAGCCUGGCAAUACCAAGCACCAAGCAGCGCAGAGCCUGGGCCGCUUUUAUCAUAUAUUUUUUCUUUUUUCGCUUCUCAAAUUUAAACUGGCCCACUGCUGAUUGACUCUGAGUUGCAUGACCGCGCUGACUUAUUCUUCUGAUUAUAAUUAUUGUUUUUAUUUGAAUUGUCUAGGCCUCACGUAAAUAUCCAGUGACUGCCAUACGCCCGCUGGGAACGUGCUUUUAGCUAACUGGGGGGCCCCCUAGGGGUUAAACUCGUAGAAAAGACAUCUGUUUCACUCUCCUUGUAAAAUACUCGUGCCACAGAAAUCCCUGGGUUAAGCUUGUAUACUCUACCUUUUAUUAACAUAGGGUUUCUAGCCUGUAAUUUUCUAAGUCUUACAACACAAUCUAUGAUUCAGCCUGUUUCUUUAUACUAAAAAAGUGCAACUGUUUUAAAUGUCAUGGCAAUAUAUGUAAAUGUUUGGCCAUAAUAAGCCCGCGGAUGCUGUCGUGGCUAUGUGAGCUUGUAUGUUAUUCUUUUACUGCACACUAAAAUAAAGAUUUAAAAAAAAAAAAUACUGGAAAGGGAAGCAAGUUAGGAUUUUUAUGGGGAGAUGUAUUGCCCCUUUAAAUUAGGUAUGAGCACAAUUUCUCUUUAAAGUGGUCUUUCUGGCUUAUUUGUUCUUUUUCUCUGGAAUAGCAGAAACACUUUAUUUAAAAAGGAUAUGUCUAACUUAUAACAUAUUGAAAAAUAGGCUCAAUAUAAUUUAAAAAAAUACAAAUUCCCUAGCUCCCACGAAAAGACAUGGUGUAGGGCCUGGAUCAGAUUUCAAACAGGGCUGGUUUUCUUUUAUGUUCAUGGUAAAGGGUUAGGAAAAUACCUUUAAAUCAUGACAGUCCCUAGGGGGUUAAUUUCUGCACAUUAUUUAACGAAUACAGACACAUCAUUACCAAUUAUCUAGCCUGUUUCAUCGAUCAAAAACUCCAAGUAUUAACAUUAACCAGUCGAUAAUGAAAUGAUUGCAAGGAAAAAUAUAUUUUGGCACGAUAUUUAAAGGGACACUAUAGUCACCAGAACAACUACAGCUUAUUGAAUUUGUUCUGGUGAGUAGAAUCAUUACCUUCAGGCUUUUUGCUGUAAACACUGUCUUUUCAGAGAAAAUGCAGUGUUUACAUUACAGCCUAGUGAUAACUCCACAGGCCACUCCUCAGAUGGCUGCUAGAGGUGCUUCCUGGGGCAGUGCUGCAGAGUGAGCAACACUGCCAUUCAGUGUCUCCAUCCUAUCCAUGCCUGCACUGAACUUUCCUCAUAGACAUGCAUUGAUUCAAUUCAUCUCUAUGAGGAGAUACUGAUUGGCUAGGGCUGUAUUUGAAUCAUGCUGGCUCUUGCCCUGAUCUGCCUGCUUGACAGUCUCAGCCAAUCCUUUGGGUAAGCAUUGUGAUUGGCUCAGACCACCACUUAUGAUGUCCGAAGACAGCAGGCAGGUCAGAGGCAGACAGUAUCCGAGCCAGCAGCUGCAGAAUACAAAUAAGAGGGGUGAGAUGGUGGUUUUUAACACUGUAGGGCCAGGAAUACAUGUUUGUGUUCCUGACCCUAUAGAGUUCCUUUAAAUGCUAUAAUGUACAUAAGGCCUUUAAAAGUCAAAGAAGUACAUUAAUAAAGUAUUCAAUUUUUUACAUUUUCUGCAAAUGUAGAGCUUCACAAUAGACAAGGAAGAAUGAGCACUGUACAUAUCCCAUAAGUAUUUGCUCAGCAAUGGUUCUUGGAAUAUGUUAAUAAACACAAAAAUAAAUUUAUCUCUUCAUUUCUAAAGACCUUUUCACAAACUUUGAAGACACAGAACAAAUGGCUAAAAGCGUGCCUGACUGUGGAGGGAUUUAUUUUGUACCGUCUUUUACAGGCUUACAGGUAAAUAUAUCAUGGAGUGUGUUUAUAAUACAUUGUGAAAAUGGAAUCUGCACCCAUGUGGCUUAAACUGGAACCAUUGUGUCACUUAACCAUUGUGUUAUUCACCAAACUCCAAAUUGUAGUGAAGUAAAAUCUGGCACCGUUUAGGUUAAAAUGGCCAAUCAAUGACUGUAGUUUUUUUUUUUUUCCAGAUCCGCUAUUUUAGUAUGACUUUUAACCUUUUUCAAGACUUCAUUAUACUCUGAAUGGCAAAUUCAGUGACUAAAAUGUUUGUUCAUCAAAUUAAACAGACACUACUACUGCUACAACCAAAUGGCUAAUUAACAGUUGCCUAUUGAUUUGUGCUGGCAUAUUUUUUUGUUGUUGUUUUUAAAUCAAGGUAAAUUUAUUUUUAUUUAAAUUCAUGUCAUGUGGGAGAGUGGGCAAAGAUUGUAAAUUAGUUAACCCUUGUGGUGCCAUACGCAUGGCUCAUACAUGCAUACAGCACUGCUAGAGAAAAGCCGUGUGCUUGUAAAGAAUUUCUCCGUAGAUGCCCAAGCAUGCAUGAGUGCACCAGAGGCAUCAUGGGAAGUAUGUGUCAUCCACUUAUGGAGGUCAUUUUUGCUUUGUUCUUUUCUUUCUUUUUUCUUUUUUUUUUUUUCUUCCACUGCUUUAUUCACCCAAGUGAACAUUUUGCUUGUGUUUACUGAGGUGAGGGGCGAGGGAACAGAAUAUUGACAUACCUCAGUAAGUGACAGUUUCAUCAAUGGCAGAGGAGUGGAACUAAACUAAAUUCUGUUCCCUGAUCCUUUAUUUUCAUUGUCUUGUGUCUGUUCUCUGUUAUGUGUGUUUAAUACAAUGAAAAAUGUUGGUUUAUUUAGCGUAUCAUUUCUGUUUGCUUAUACGCUCCCUCUUUGUGACGUGUCUGUUUUCUCCCAUCCCUCUGCCAGUCCAUCUAUGUAAGUGAUUAUCUAUUGCUCUGGUAUUUAUGCCAUUGGCUGUGAGCAUGCUCCCCAUUCUCAUUUCUGAUUUUUGUUUUAGGCUCCAGUGAAUGAUCCGUAUGCAUGUGCCUCAUUCAUGGGACUAAAGCCUUCAACCAGCAAGAGCCAUCUGGUCCGAGCCAUCCUGGAGUCUGUGGCAUUUAGGUAUGAUGAAAUUGGCAGUAUAAGGUACCCAUUACUGCCAAACACAAGGCCAUGUGAGGAUAUACAUAUAUGUAUAUAAGUAGAGAUUGUAGCCGUAUUAGUCCAGUGAUGUAGACUACCAGAAUUUUUUAAUGACAAGCUUUCGGAAGAACCUCCCUUUCUCAAGUCUGAAGCAUUUCUGAGCAUGACGACACAUAGAAUUCAAAGUUGAGUUGUGAUACAGGGGUUAGAGCGACAUGAGUAUAAACAAGUAUUACGUGUGUGUGUGUGUGUGUGUGUGUAUGUGUGUAUAUAUGUAUGUGUAUAUAUGUAUGUGUGUAUAUAUAUAUAUAUAUAUAUAUAUAUAUAUAUAUAUAUAUAUAUUAGAUCAUACAUACAAGAGGGCUGCACAUGCAUACAUUAUAAGGGUGCUGCUGGGGCCAAUAGAUACAACAUACAAGAUCCAACCGCACUCACUCACUAAACACCAACUUCACAAAAUGUACUUGUUUUUUUUUCUUUGUUUUGUUUUUAAACACCUCACCUAGGCAAAUAAUAAUGGGGGUUUAGUUACAGUAUAUCACCAUACAUUGCGUAAGCCUGGCACUACGUCAACGUACCCCAUUAAUGCCUGCUUUUUUGAGAUGAACCCACUUAUUUGGGAAAUGCUUCCUCCUGUGACUCUCUGCAGUAAAAGGUUAAAUAGGGCUCUUGAAAGAGGCACCUGUGACUGGGAGGGCAAAGCCGGGGAGUUAGCCUGAAAUCCUAAAUAUAUUUACACACCAUGGGGAAGGAUUUGCCAAGUAAGUUGGUUAAUCCAAGGCAUUAGGUUGUUGGGAUAGGACCUGCAAGAAAUGGGAUACAUUGGCAUUAAGACAGGCUUAUGCAGUCUAUGAUCAUAUACUGUAACUAAACCCCCAUUAUUUGUGCUUAAGUACUUUAAGAAAAAGAAAAAAAAAAAACUAUUACAUUUUGUGAGCUUUGAAGUUGGUGCGUAGUAAGUGAUUGUGCCGGAUAUUUGGAAAUAUAUAUAUAAAGAGAGAGAGAGAUGUGUAAAUCAUAUUGCAUAAUGUGUCUAUUAUUUACUGUUACUGCUUUAAGAUCCUGAUGGGUGUGCAGUUAAGACAGACUCCCUGAUCUGAGGACAGCUUUGGAACAUGCAUGCCAUUUGCAGCUGCCUCUAUUAAUUUAGUUCCUCUCCAGUUAACAAUAUGUUUAUUGAGUAGCUGGAGAAACACAGCUUCUCUCCUAAUAAAUCACUAAUCUGAAGGAGGCUGAAUUAUGGACAGCUGCUGCAAAUAUCUAUUACAUGGGAGUGUAACUCCCACCAGUCUCAGGCAGAUCAGAACACGUGUGUCUCAGUGCUGCUUUAAGAUUCUCCCUAGGCCAGCAGAGACUGCAUUCCCCCCAGAAUGUAACCACUAGUACUAUCGAACUGUGGCAGGCACGAUAUCCUUAAAUUAUAGUAAAAUGAAACUACAUCUGGGCACACUGUCACUCAAGAAAUGGCAAUGUUUAUUGGAACAAAGUAAACAGACAACGUUUCAACUUCGCCAUAAGGUCUUUGUCAAGCUACCACUCGUUCAUAUACAGUCCUUAUAUAGUACAACAAAGUGACACAAUUGCAAACAAUAAUUUUCUUACAAUUAGCCAUAAUCCUAAUUUAAAAAAAACAAAAAAACUGUAAUCUAAACAAUAUCACUGAAACGUGCAUUAGGUGAAAAUAAUGCCAUUCCAGGGCUUCUGGAGACAUUAACAAAGCAUUUAACAUUUAGUCUUGUGAUUUAUUGUAAUAUCUCCAGAAUAUCUCAGUGGUGAUGCACUCUCUAUAUGUAAUAUAUCAUUUUUUUGUGGGGUUGUGAUUCCAGGAACAAGCAGUUGUACGAUACAGUUUUAAGAGAGACCUCCAUUCCCAUCUCACAUAUCAGGCAAGUGUGGAUUUUUGUUAAUUUUGCUAAUGUUCUGUACAUUUUUCCAAGACAUUGUGUCCGUGAGCUGAUUUCUCUGUUUUUACAGGGCAGACGGAGGGGUCAGUAAUAACAGCUUUGUGAUGCAGAUGACAGCCGAUUUAUUUGGCCAAACUAUCGAUAAACCCAAACACACAGACAUGUCUUCUCUUGGAGCAGCUUUUUUAGCUGGCUUAGCAGUGGGUAUGUAUCUGCACCACACUGUGUAAAACUAAAGGAAUAAUCCAUCUCUUCUCUAAAUAAAGCUAGUGGAUUGUCAAUGCAUUGCUAAACAUAGAUCUGCACGCCAGUCAAGCCAUAAAACUUGCUUUUCCCAAAGAAAUCACACAUUUGCAGUGAUGUUACUACUGCAAAGGAUUCUGGGCGGGGAUAUGCAAAUUAGUUAAACAAGGAAUCACAUUUUUGCCUCAUUCCAUUUUAAACAUGGAUUCCUUUGAGUCUGUGUUUGCUGUGUACAACAGCUUUGAAAUACAACAAAAAAAAGCAAAGCCAGUGAAUCACUCAUGGACAGCUGUUUCAUUGUUAUUGCAACUCAUCAGCAUAAAGCCCAUAUUUGAUGUAGGAUCCAUCCCUGUGUUGACUUCUACAGCCCAGAGAAUAUAAGGUGGACCUUAAAAUCUUUGAAUUAUUAAUAGGGUGCCAGCGUUAUUAGCAUUAUUUGUGUGUGCGCUUUUUAGUGUUGCUAUAUUUUAAUUCUGGAAGGAAGAGGGUUAUUUUAUGUAUACAUAUGUAGAAUGGCUGAAAGCCUGGGUGAGCCCGAAACAUAAGCCCUACGCUACUCAAUAGCAGGGAAUGUCAUGACAUCCUCUCUGUCCAUGACCAGCGUGAUGCUGAUGCUUUCUAGAUCUUUCUAGUGAGAAACAAGCACAUGCUGCACAGCCAGGAAUUCGAUGUGAACCCAUCACACUACUGAACUAAUAGAGGGGUGUGCAGCAAAGUUCUCUUCCCUAGCACCAUGCCCUAGAGUAACCUGGUGUAAAUCAUCCCCUUCCACUUAGAAGCCUUGUAGAACACUAUACUAGCGGAUUAUUAUUAAUUAAAUAUGGCUAAUAUAUUCAGCAAUGUUUUACAGUUACAGAAUGGUGAUAUUCUUUUUAAAUCAUGCAGCUGCUUUGAAUAAACUUAAAAUGAAAAAAUACAAAAACAGUAAUAUCCUCCUGGAUCCUCCACUACCUGUAGAUAUCCAGGGUUAGUCUCGCAUCUUUGGCUUCAGCCCCUAAAGUACUUCCCCCAGCAAUGCCUGUGGCUACAGGCCUGUACUGGUUUCAAGGUGGUUUUGUGGUUAUGAAAGUUGCAAGAGAGGCCACAUGUUAUUGGUUUACAAAGCAUGCUGGGAGUAGUGAGAGAGAGUAUGUGUGCAUAUAUGAUUUCACCUGCACCAUGCAUUACAUGGGAGAGUGUAACUUAAUUGUGAUAAUCAACAAAAUUUCCCUAGCACUAAUAACAAGAACCGUCUGCUGCUUAUUUUGUUUUCUAGGUGUAUGGUCCAACAAAGACGAAUUGAAGAAACUCCGACAAUCUGAUGCCCUGUUUAAACCGCAGGGUAACUGGACAGACUAUGAGCCAUCUAUGAACAGCUGGGAGCUGGCACUGCAGAGGUGUUCAAACUGGUAUAAUGACAUUUAGCAGAAAGUAAGCCAAAUAAUAUAGCCUUAUCAUAGCUCCGAGAGACUGCGGGGUACGGAAAAGCCACUUCUGAGAAUUCAGGUUACACUGAUAAUUGUGUGCUGUACUUAGGAAUAGCAAGGUGUAUCCAGUCUAGGGUUAGGUUGGAACUAGAUUGCAAAAAAGCAUUUUUCUCAUAUGAAAAAUGGGGAAACUCGAUUCAAGAAUCACACACCUUUUCAUCUGUCAUAGGAAUGCAUUUCAAAUGAUGGCAGCCUGAAAUUGUUAGUACUGUUCAGUGCUGCUAAUAUUUACCCAUGCCUUUAAUACACGCUGCUAUAUUGUCACUUCAUCUCUUUGGGGAAAUACACUAGCCUUUUGAUGAGUCAACUGUGACACUCUACAUGAUGUAAUGUAUAUGGUGGAGCAGUAAUUAUGACAAAAGGAGAGCGACCUUGUGAUGAUCAAGAGAUGGUUUUAGGAAUUCUGCCUGGGCUCAAUGAACUCUAUAUGUCUGUUAUAACUGAGAGACGGGCUCCAAUUAUCUCAUCUUGGACAGAGGUAAUUACUGAAAGUGUAAAUGCUCAAUAUCUCAGUUACCACAUUUCCAGUGAUGUCAUGACAUUGUACAAACAUACUUUUUUUUUUUUUUUUGAUAAAUAAUUCUGUCUUUAUAUAGAUUCCCACAUUAGUGAAAUACUACUAUAGAGUUUAGCAUUAACCAAUAUAAGCGAGUUAGUAUUUUUUUUUUUUUUAUUGAAAUACUGUUUUAUAUCUUGCAAAGCUAAUUGCAGCAUCCAAAUAUUUUAUCACUUUUACCUUGCGACAAAUGGUAAUAAAACAUAAAAAGUAGAACUCUACAACAUAUAUGUUAUUGUGUAGUUUCCCUUGACCUCAAAGAAAGCUAGUGGAGAUGUACUUUAUAUCUCUUGAUCGUAAAUGUAUGGAUCAACCUAUAGCUAAAUAUUUUAGUUCACACUUCACUGUGAUUUUAUAGAGAUUUUAAGCUAUGUUGUGCCCUUGGAUGGAUCAAAUACCAAUCCACAGUGCAAGUGGUACAUUGUGUUCGUGCCAGCCAUUUACCACCACUCAAAUGUCUCUUACUUGUAUAAUUUUAUGAAUUAAAUAUUUAUUAUAUCUUCAAAGAACCCCCCACAAAAUUAUAGGGGCUAAGCAUACUGCUUUUCUAUAAAAUAAUAACCCCUUGGAUUUAUGACAAAUAAGUUGAAUCUUCGGGGGAUACAUGUCACAGACUAGGGUCAGGACCCUGUGAACUAUUUAGCUCACAAACUAAGUGCGUUGUUUCCAAACAUAGCCAUAAAAUAUUUAUUAUAAAUAAUGCCUGUACAAGUCCCAAAACAUAAAAUAAACAAUGGCAAGGAGAAAAAUUGCAGUGCAUAAAAAUAAAAAAUAUAAAGUAAGAAUUGAAAAAAAAUAAAAUAAACAAAAUUGCAUAUUAACAUCAGAGAUUGAACGGAAAUCCUUUUUUGUUCUUUUUAUUAUCCAUACUAUUUUAUAUGACAGAUUAUUAUGGAGAAAUUAGAACGAAAGAGGAGUCCACUUAGGAAAAUUGAAUGUUACAAGCCAAAAAUACGUAAAUAAAACUUUGAGAAUGUAUUUGUAGAAAAUUGCAUAGAACAUUUAACUCACCCAGCCAGUGCACUUAUUUUGAAUUUAGAUGAUUAAAUCCAUUGGGGAUUGUUGGGUGGUUAUGCCUGUGUUAGAGGCACAGGUGGAUUAGGUUGGAGUUCACAGGGUCACACAGGGCAGACUGACGUUGGUAGUAAAACGAACAUUUUGAUGAUGUGUAAGCAGCACAAAAACAGUCAAAUGCCUCCCUAUGGAUUUCACUAGUCUGCAAAAUAAGACAAAAGCCCAAAGUAAAUUGUCUAUUUGUACGGAGAUACAGGAAUGCUACCUCGGCUGAGUCUCCUAGGGCUACAGACUGAAUUUUUCUAAUUUCAUUAAAAUCUAUCUGUUCUCUGUGACUAGGAAGAUCAAAACAAAAUCCUAUAGGACCGAAUAGGACAACGCGCGCUAAAGAAUUCCUGACCUAAAAAAUAUUUUUACUGUUGUCAUAUUUUUUGUGUAAGAUUGUUUUAAUACAAAAUCAACUAAUUCAAUUUUUGAAUUAAAUAUGUAGUUUACAUAGCUGAAUAUUUUUUAUCAAUGUUAUUAAAUGUUUGUAAUAU
Molecule: messenger RNA, 42496 nt
Organism: Pelobates cultripes (western spadefoot toad)
Lineage: Eukaryota; Metazoa; Chordata; Amphibia; Anura; Pelobatidae
Source: the annotation of a GenBank genome assembly